UCGUUUUAUUUGGCCAUACUAGUAAAUUGUCCUUCGUCCUUUGCGAAAUUUAGAAGUUGUUCCGAAUAUUUUCAAUGGAGGUAUUUUACAAAACACCUGAUGACAUUACUCGGGUUUGGAGCAUCUCUGAGGCAUUGUCACAUGAUAACAUCAGCAUGGAUGACUUGGCAGCUAACCCUUUCACACAGCUUUUCCCUGACAUGAAUGAGGCAAGACAGUUCAUGAUGAUCUCUGCCUCACAGAAACAGGAAGCUUUGGAGAGGGUGGAAGCAGAGAAAGUUCGCAAAUGUAUACAACUCAGCAGUCUUCUGGAGAAAGUGUUUCUAUUCACACUUGAUCAAGAAAUUACUGACGAUAGUGACAGACCAACAAAGUUGGUAAUUAUCAGAGAGUUGGGUCAAUCACUUCAAAAGGGAAACCAGACAUGGCUGGAUAUGAAGUACAUUGAACAGGCUGUGUUUGAGCGUCUCCUGCUGACUAACCCUUUGGAUGAUGUAAUAUCUACAAAACAUAAGAGUUCCUCAGAUGAUGCAAAGGCCAGGCGACUUGCAGGAGAGGGGGAGGUUCUCCGGUACCUCAUGCAGUGCUUUGAACGGUCUCUCAUUGCAAAAAAGGACAAACAGAACGACGAGUUCGCCUCUGAGUUGGCUACAUGCCAAGAGGUCAUGGUGCUGAAUGCCAGGACAAGUCUUCAGCAGCCGGACCUUUACCAGGGACAAGAUCCAAGGACACAGUUCAUACAGUUGUACCAAGAGGAGAUGGGGGGUGCUCUGGAGGAUGAAAGUGGCAAUAUUGAACUCUUCGAUUUGAUUGUCAGAGAGAUUGUGGCCAACGAGGAUGAGGAUGUUUUAGAGGCUGUUUUUCGGCCUGUUUUAGACUAUGUCUACAAAAAGUUUUCUGAGGACUUCACACUGUCAAGUGGGGGCAUCACUCGCUGUAUAGAUCUGCUAGGAUUCUUCACUCGACAUGAGGCUCUUGCCAAGAUAUUUAUGAAGUACAUUCAGCCAAAAGACUGGAACAGUGGUAAAGCGUAUGAGAGGACCCUUCUAGGUUCUAUGUUAUCCCUGAACUGUAUACCGCUGACAGAGUCGGGAGCCAAUCCCUGGUUUGACCAGCCAUCCUCCAAACAGAAGAGAGAACUAGAUAUAAUGGAGAGUAACAUCCAUCAGCUGUUGGAGAACUUGGGAACAAAAAUACACAAAUUUAUGGACACCCUGAUCAGGAUCUCGCCACAUCUCCGGCACCUGGUUCUCUCCUGGAUAGGGAAAUGUAUCCAUGCCAAUCUAGGGAGGUCCAAAAUUUGGUCAUCACAGAUGCCCCAGCUGUUUAAUCAGAUGUUCGCGUCUGAUGGAUUCUGCUUAAACCUGUGUUUUGUCAUGCUACAGUUCUGUUUCCCCAUCACAACCAAGGAGGCAAAGCUAGUGAUGAUCCAACCCAGUUACACCACCGUCGUCACCGCUGACGACCAGCAUGCUCAACAAGUAGGCGUUCACUCCAAAGGUUUAAACAAAGAGACCUGUCUUAUUCCUCUGGACGAGAACAAGCCCAAACUUCAGCUGGAAGACCAGUACAACUUUGUCACAGAGUGUUUCUUCCUUACACACCAGUGUCUCAAUGUAGGAUUCCGUACAGUACACGGACGCUUCCUCAAAUUAAAUCAGAGUUUACACAGAAUACAGCGACUCUACCAGGAAGUGAGGGAUCAGGGAGAUAGUGCCGUCAGGGAAGUCAAAAGCGAGAUGGAUAAAGCCAUGUCUAUAUACUUAUGUAUAAAGGCUGCCCUGUGUGAGCCACAUAUGCUGGAGAAAGCACUCGACUUUCAUCUGGCAACCUCUAUCUGGCUAUCCAAGAUCACAAUAUCAGAUGAUGUCAAGACCGUCAAAGAAAUAGCAUUUCCUCUGCCAGCGGAGGUCCCUCUUGCCAUACCUCACAUUCCCGAGUUUGUGAUGGGUAAUGUUACCGACUUCACCAUGUUCAUGCACAGGUUCAAGGACAACCUAUUCCUGGUCGCUAAGGAAAAACUAGACCACUUCAUGACCCUGAUCCUGGUCUACAUGGGCAGCCCUGAGCGAAUGAAGAACCCACAUUUAAGAGCUGAACUUGCUGAAACCUUGUCAGCCCUCAUACCCCCAAAGAUGGAUAGCAAUUCUGGGCAGUAUGACUUCAUCAGACACCGUUUGUUUUAUUACCACCCCCAUGUGAAACACGUUGCUGAGAAACUUCUGCAUGUGUUUGUGAGUAUAGAGAUGACAGGACAGAGUGUGGAGUUUGAGCAAAAGUUUAACUACCGCCGGCCUAUGUAUGCUACCCUGGAGCACAUCUGGGAGAUAAAAACGCACAUGGACGCCAUCAAGGUAAUGUCAGAGCACGCUGAAGAACAUAUCGAGGCCACGGAUCCGCCACUCUUCUUACGAUUUAUCAACCUUCUCAUCAACGAUGCUAUCUUUCUAUUAGAUGAGGCAUUAUCUUUCAUGAGUCAGAUCAAAGAGAAGCAGCAGCAGCAGGAGAGGGGAGAAUGGCAAGAGUUACCUCCCCAGCGUCGCCAGGAGGAGGAGGGCACACUGCGCCAGCUCACGAUGAUGGCCCGCUACCACAACCAGAUGGGGAAUCACACCAUCCAUACUCUAGAGAUGAUCACUAAGGAGAUCAAAUCCAUCUUCUGCCACGCCUCGAUCGUGAAUAGGAUCGCUGGCAUGCUCAACUAUUUCCUUCAACACCUUGUCGGUCCCAAGCAGAGAAAUUUCAAAGUGAAAGACAAAAAUGAGGUAGAUUUCAAGCCGGAUCAGACAGUGCUGGAUAUUGUUAGGAUAUACUUGAAUCUAGGAGAGGCUGACUGUUUCUGCCUGGCGGUGUCUGGUGAUGGGCGUUCAUACUCAGCAGAGCUCUUCCCUAAGGCUAUCGGUGUCCUUCAGCGUAUAUCAGCCUCCCCUGCAAUCAUCAGUGACUUUGAAAUCUUUCAAGACAAAUUAACGAAAAUGCGGAAACAACAAAAGGAGGAGGAGGAGUUAUUUGACGACGCCCCGGAUGAGUUCCUCGACCCUAUCAUGGGCACACUUAUGACAGAGCCUGUUCUACUGCCCUCAUCUAACAACAUCAUGGACAAGAAUGUCCUAGCCAGACACUUACUCAGUGACCAGAGCGAUCCCUUCAACAGAUCCCCUCUCAGUCUGGACAUGGUCAUCCCAGAUACAGAGCUCAAGGAUCAGAUACAGCAAUGGAUGGCUGAGAAACGACAUGGGCAAAAUAAUAAGUGACAUGUGUCAUGUCAACAAGCAGAUCUAGCUGUGAUAUCCUUCCUGAGGAAAUACCAGGAGAUUGGUACACAAAUGUGGUAUCAACAAUACGAUACAUGGAGUUAGUGCUAUUUUGUCAGACGACAUAUCAAUGACUGAUGCCAGAAACUCAAGCAUUUCAUCAAACGUCAUUGUACUGUUACCAUGCAACACUUCAGACGUAUGUCAUGUUGGCUCAGUUCAAGGUUCACCAUCUUGAUUCUACUGUCAUUUAAAGGAUUCCUACAUAGAUACAGUCUAGUCGUACGUGGUUUGAAGGAGUGGAACAUCUACAGCGUAUGGUAUCGGGAAGACAAUCCUAUUUCAUUACAUGGUUUUAUAUUUACGGUCUCUGCCCCUGUAUACAGAGAUAUUUUCACGAUGAGGUACAUGACAACAAGAUUUCUAGUCAGUAGCACUAUACACUAGUAUACAUCUUACAACUUCAUACUGGUAAUUCAACACCGUGCUGAUAUGUACUUCUGGUUUUAAAUGUGAAAAUAUAAAAGCAAUAAACAUUCACUAAUAUAUAACAUUUCAUAAACAUUGUGUGUUUCCAAGAAAAAAUUGUAAAUAUUUGGUCUAGCAUCAUCUAACAUAAAUUCGUGAUGUGACACAUUGCUUAUUUAAAUCAUGGUUGUAGCUAAGGAAACCCUUGCUUACAUAAGAAUAUUAAUAGCAUAUAUUGGUUAGGUAUGGGGAAAGAUAAUGGUAAGCUACGGGCAAAGAUAUUGGUUAGGUACGGGGAAAGAUAAUGGUAAGGUACGGGCAAAGAUAUUGGUUAGGUACGGGGAAAGAUAAUGGUAAAGUACUGGCAAAGAUAUUGGUUAGGUACGGGGAAAGAUAAUGUUAAAGUACGGGCAAAGAUAUUGGUUAGGUACGGGGAAAGAUAAUGGUUAGGUAUGGGGAAAAAUAAUGGUAAAGUACGGGCAAAGAUAAUGGUAAGGUACCGGGAAAGAUAAUGGUAAAGUACAGGCAAAGAUAUUGGUUAGGUACGGGGAAAGAUAAUGGUUAGGUAUGGGGAAAGAUAAUGGUAAAGUACCGGCAAAGAUAAUGGUAAAGUACCGGCAAAGAUAAUGGUAAAGUAUUUUCUAUGAUUUGUAGUAUUUCCAAAUGUUGACUUCAGAUGUAACUACAACAGAACCGGAGAGAAGUUGACAAUACUGACAAAUUAAGACAUUAGAGCGUAUGUGUGUCAGUAUGUAAGACUUGAUUUUGCUGUGUUAUAUUUUACCUGUUUUGUUAUAUUUUGUUUUGUUGAAGCAUUUAAAGUUGUUAGUCAUUAAUAUCGGAUGUAGUAUUUAUAGGGAUGCCUCCCGUAGGAGUCAAUCAGUAUACCCUCAUAUAUUCUAGUGACAUUGAACCUGAUUUUAAAAGCAUUUGUGGGAUAAAAGUAUACUGAUGAAGAAACAUUCCUGUCUUUUCAAUCAAAUGUCAUGUUUUAGUGUUAUAUUUGUGUGUUUUCAGUACUGAUACAGUAUACUGUUGGGAGGUGACGAUUCAGGGACAAUUUCCCCCCCCCCCCCCCCCCCCCAAAUAUCCAUCAAACUUUCCACUUCCACUACAUUUAUUCCUAAUAAUCGACCUUGACUCAAACUCCUAUUUGCUUACUCCCGAUCAUUCAUGUUUCACUUUUACAAUCAGAAGAAUAUCCCAGAUCCUGCUUUUAACACCAAUUCAAAUAUUUUCUCAGAACAUCUUAACUUAUGGCAGUUUACACUAUUAUAUUGUCAAGUAGCGCUCAUUGCAGAAAAAUUGAAAUAUAAAAGUUUGCAAACAUUGUCCCCUAAACAACGUGGCGCUAUCCCAGUGGACACUACCAGAGGUUGAUAGGCCCAGAAAUUUCGAAAUCUAUCCCGCUAUAUUUUUUUUUUUUUUUUUUUUUUUUAUUGCAAAUGAAGUAUACAAUCGGUUUUUAAAAGCCUAUAUUAUUUCGGGGGGGGGAGGGGGAACCAAGAAAGUUUUGAGAUUGAAUAUGAAAACAGGUUUCUAUUUACGACUUAUAACAAAAACUAUCGCACCCUAUACCUCUUGGUUAUUCAAAGGUCGUUGACGUUUUAACUAAUUAUUCUCGUGUGACCUUGACAGUUGGUCACGGUAAUUCAUUUGAACAAUCUUGAUCAGCCCUACAUCGCGCAUUCUACUGGUCAUUCAGAAGAAGUUGUUUGAAAGUGUAUGCCGCACAGGUGGACAAUGGCCGCCGCACCAUCCCAUGUGCUCAUGUGGUCAUUCGGGCCAGGUGAGCAACGUUAUUUGUUCUUAGGUCGUGAACGUUUUUUCACAAGUCAUGGGAUUUCCCCCGAUGUGAUUUAUAUUACACUGUACAUCUGUGUAAUCCUAGUUGAUUGAGCGAGUUAAUACAAUUAGUUUGACUUUUGAAUAUCGGUUGAAUAUUUCCUUUACAAUCUUAAAAAAUACGAAACGAAUUUAGCUGGAUAUAUUGUAAGUAUCGUGUGUUAUUGUAUCUCAUUGCAAUCGAUGUGUAAUGUAACACAUUAUUUUGCUUUCUAAAGAAAGUCGCAACACUACUACAUGAUGUGUCAUGUGUAAACAACAUUUUAUUUAUGAAUAAAACACUGCUUGACGUGC
Molecule: messenger RNA, 5861 nt
Organism: Mizuhopecten yessoensis (Yesso scallop)
Lineage: Eukaryota; Metazoa; Mollusca; Bivalvia; Pectinida; Pectinidae
Product: ubiquitin conjugation factor E4 A-like
Exons: 18
Coding region: 75-3254 (1059 amino acids)
Biological process (GO): protein polyubiquitination
Cellular component (GO): cytoplasm; nucleus; ubiquitin ligase complex
Molecular function (GO): ubiquitin-ubiquitin ligase activity
Source: RefSeq, a predicted model, not a curated record